Messenger RNA from Caenorhabditis bovis, 222 nucleotides. The record is from the annotation of a GenBank genome assembly. Lineage: Eukaryota; Metazoa; Nematoda; Chromadorea; Rhabditida; Rhabditidae.
AUGCUAGUGGAGCCAACAGCGGCCGGAGCAGCGGCACCGCCGCCGACAACACCAUCGCCGGCGCCGCCGACUCCCGCUGGCGGCUCGGCGGCCGUCAAUGAGCAAAACACCCAAGAAUCGUUGGCCUCGCCGGCAAUUGACAACUCGAAAACUAUCAAUCAAGCGUACAACGCGAUGGUGGAAAAGGAGUCGAAUAAUAACGUCAGAAGUUUGCACGUUUGA